AUGUCCUUCCGCAAGUUUAUCACUCUCUCCACCGGUGCUCGGAUGCCCCAGAUUGGACUGGGCACAUGGCUCUCCAAGCCCAAGGAAGUCGAACGAGCUGUCGAAAUUGCAGUUCGCAAUGGCUAUCGUCAUCUCGACCUGGCCUUUAUUUAUGAGAAUCAAGAUGAGGUUGGAGCAGCCCUCAAAAAAGUCAUUCCCUCUGAGGUUCAGCGCGAGGAGCUCUUCAUCACUUCCAAGCUGUGGUGCAACGCUUUCCGUCCAGAGGAAGUCGAGAAGCAGCUCGAUGAAGGACUCGCACAGACCGGCUUGGACUACUUUGAUCUCUACUUGAUUCACUGGCCUGUUGCCUUCAAAGCAGGCAAGAGUCUUUAUCCUCCAGACGAGAGUAACCCUGGUUGGGUUGAGAUCGAUCGUGGCGUGACGCUCGCAGAGACAUGGAAAGCCAUGAACGCGCUACCAAAGAGUAAAGUUCGCGCCGUCGGAGUGUCCAAUUUCUCGGUCGCGGUCUUGGAGGAGCUCAUCAAAGCCACUGGCAUUGUCCCGACCGUCAACCAGAUCGAAGCGCACCCUUUGCUUCCACAAGACGACUUGGUUGCAUAUUGCAAGGAGAAGAAUAUCCAUCUCACGGCAUACUCACCUUUGGGCAAUAACUUGAAAGGAAAGCCCAAGCUUACCGACUACCCAGAGGUUCAAACUAUCGCUAAGCGGCUCGGUGCUACCGAGGCUCAAGUGUUAAUAGCUUGGGGUGUCUCUCGAGGGUAUUCAGUCAUUCCAAAGAGCGUUCAAGAAGAGCGUAUCAUCUCGAACUUUCAGCAAGUCGAGUUGAGCCAGGAAGAUAUUGACACGCUAAACCAACUCGGAAAAAACAGCCGUACGCGGUUCAAUAUCCCGCAUCAUUACACUCCCCGUUGGAACAUCAACAUUUUCAACGAGCCGGAAGAGGGGACUGCGACCAACAAUCCAUUGGUCUCGUGA
Serendipita indica DSM 11827 is the source of this 975-nucleotide messenger RNA. Lineage: Eukaryota; Fungi; Basidiomycota; Agaricomycetes; Sebacinales; Serendipitaceae. The record is from the annotation of a GenBank genome assembly.